Molecule: messenger RNA, 1650 nt
Organism: Drosophila teissieri
Lineage: Eukaryota; Metazoa; Arthropoda; Insecta; Diptera; Drosophilidae
Product: EF-hand domain-containing family member B
Exons: 3
Coding region: 102-1583 (493 amino acids)
Source: RefSeq, a predicted model, not a curated record
AAUGUCAGAGAAAUCGAGUUCACCUACAAAUUUAAAGACACCCAUAAAACACUCAAUACAUAAUAUAAAAAAGAGUAGGAAACAGAAGCAGACCGUGUACAAUGGCUAACAAAGGACACUUUAUCGAGAGGAAUGGCAACUUUCGUGCCGCCGGAUUGCCUUCCUUCGGGGACGAGAAGAUUUCUUCCAAGGAUCUACUGAUCAUUGCUCAUCCCGCGGAGGAUAUUCGGCAUCAAAUAGAACUCCAGUGCAGAAGAAACAAGCCACAAGCGUUCGGAAAACUUUCGCCAUUUCUACCGGAGAGCAAAAUAGGCGAACUUCUUGGCAGUGAGGGCCAAAAGACACGGGUAGCGAAGUUCAAGGAGGAGUUCCUGGAGGACAUGUACUGUAGGUCUGGAAAAACCGGGCAAAUAAUGCCAGCGCAUUCGAAACCCGAUGAUGUUACCAAUUGGAGUCGGACCUUCGGACGCGCCAAUCCUCCAGCGGAAACUUUAUAUAGCACUAUAAUGCCGCAAAAGUCGGCUGAUCAGGUGAAUCGUGAACACGCCGAAUUCCAUCAAGGUCACAUCAUUAGUAACAACCAUUACUUUCCCUCUGAGCAAAUCAAUCGCAGAUAUAAAAAGCCCUUUGAUCGACUGGAAACCUUUGGAGUUUUGCAAGGUGCUGAGCACAGUGGUUCUACCAUGAAGAAAUGCCUGAUGCAAGGGGACGACCAUUUAACAGUGGUCUCAAAACCCUGGAUGGAUUUCGUAAAAAAGACUAAAGGUCCUUUGGGUAAAAAAUACGAAAAAUACUUAGACAAAGUGCCGGACUUGAACUUUGGCUACCGUCCUCAGACGGACAAGUGCAAAAUCAGGAUGUUGCUGGAGGACAUUACGCCGUGUGAAGAGGACAAUUCCUUGGUGAUGGCACUAUCCUACUUGAACCGACUGCGUGAGAGUCUUCACAAGCGGAAUGACUUCUACAUGAUGGAUCUGAUAGCAUCGCUGGAGCAAGAAGACAAGGAGCAUACGGGUCACAUGCCCCUCUGGCAGAUCCUUGGCACCAUGCACAAGCUGCACAUCCGUGUGGAUGAGGAGAAAAUCCGCACCAUGUUGUCGCACUUUGGUAAGAUCCUCGACGAGGGCUGUCCCACGGAGCGGGUGAACUACGACCAAUUUUGCCGGAUACUCUCCGUGCAGCAACGGCUGCCGGAUGUCGGAUGCAUUGGCCACAUUCCGGAUAACAUGGACAAUAAGGAAACUACCUAUACAAUGCUCUGCAAGGAUCGCUUGAAGGAUAUACCCGUGACGCCCGAGUUCAACUGGCCGAACAGGAGUCUUCACCGCACGGACGAUGUCAACACACAUGUCAAGGACGUCGUACAACAGGAAUUGGCCAUUAAAGUUGGACUCAGACCUAGCGACAUGACUUGGCCACGGAGCAAGGAUGAAAUGGGCCGGAUAUUCGAUAAUAUCGUCUCCAAGGACGCCUUCGAAGAUAUUUGGCAGCGUCUAAUGGCGAAGAACAAGGAUCAGGAUCAGGAAUUGGCAUCUGUCGCGCAGUUUCGUGCUGAAAUGAUCAGAGAUAUGAGUUCUUCUUAAAAAAUUUCCAUCCUUUUCAUUAAAUUAUAAUGUAGGUGAGAAAAUAAAGAAAACAUAUGACAAGUCA